This is a messenger RNA of Branchiostoma belcheri (Belcher's lancelet), 2529 nucleotides long. Its product is annotated as CUB and sushi domain-containing protein 3-like. Bases 1 to 2529 code for a protein of 842 amino acids. Lineage: Eukaryota; Metazoa; Chordata; Leptocardii; Amphioxiformes; Branchiostomatidae. The record is from RefSeq and is a predicted model, not a curated record. The transcript has 16 exons.
AUGCAAUGUCAGUCUCUGACGGCCCCAACUAACGGAGCGCUCAGUACCACAGCGACCUCCUACCAGACCGUGGUCAACUUCACCUCAAGGCAAUGUGAGACUCUGGCGGUCCCAGCUAACGGAGCGCUCAGGACCACAGCGACAUCCUACCAGACCGUGGUCAACUUUACCUCAAUACAAUGUGACACUCUGACGGUCCCAGCUAACGGAGCGCUCAGUACCACAGCGACCUCCUACCAAAUCGUGGUCAACUUUACCUCAAUGCAAUGUCAGUCUCCGACGGCCCCAACUAACGGAGCGCUCAGUACCACAGCGACCUCCUACCAGACCGUGGUCAACUUUACCUGUAACACUGGAUACGUACUGAACGGCACCACUAAUACGACGUGCCAAGCUAACGGAACAUGGAGCAAUCCUGUACCAACUUGCACACCAAUACAAUGUCACACUCUGAUGGUACCAACUAACGGGGUGCUCAGUACCACAGCGACCUCCUACCAGACCGUGGUCAACUUUACCUGUAACCCGGGAUACGUACUGAACGGCACCACUAAUACGACGUGCCAAGCUAACGGAACAUGGAGCAAUCCUGCUCCAACAUGCACACCAAUGCAAUGUAAUACUCUGACUGUUCCAACUAACGGAGCGCUCAGUACCACAGCGACCUCCUACCAAAUCGUGGUCAACUUUACCUACAUACAAUGUAUUUCCUUGCCGACCCCUAAAAACGGAGGGCUUAGUCCUGCCGGAUCGUACAGAUACCAGGACGUGGUAAACUUUACCUGUGACACGGGAUACGAACUAAACGGUACUGCUAACACGAUGUGCCAAGCUAACAGAACAUGGAGUAAUCCUGUUCCAACAUGCACACGAAUACAAUGUGUUUCCUUGUUGACCCCUACAAACGGGGUGCUUAGUCCAGCAGGACCGUACAGCUACCAGGACGUGGUAAACUUUACCUGUGACACGGGAUACGAACUGAACGGUACUGCUGACACGAUGUGCCAAGCUAACAGAACAUGGAGUAAUCCUGUUCCAACAUGCACACGCGUACAAUGUAUUUCCUUGCCGACCCUUACAAACGGAGAGGUGAGUCCUGCCGGACCGUACAGCUACCAGGACGUGGUAAACUUUACCUGCGACACGGGAUACGAACUGAACGGUACUGCUGACACGAUGUGCCAAGCUAACAGAACAUGGAGUAACCCGGUUCCAACAUGCACACGAAUACAAUGUAUUUCCUUGCCGACCCCUACAAACGGAGUGCUUAGUCCAGCAGGACCGUACAGAUACCAGGACGUGGUAAACUUUACCUGUGACACGGGAUACGAACUGAACGGUACUGCUGACACGAUGUGCCAAGCUAACAGAACAUGGAGUAACCCUGUUCCAACAUGCACACGCGUACAAUGUAUUUCCUUGACGACCCUUACAAACGGAGAGGUGAGUCCUGCCGGACCGUACAGCUAUCAGGACGUGGUAAACUUUACCUGUGACACGGGAUACGAACUGAACGGUACUGCUGACACGAUGUGCCAAGCUAACAGAACAUGGAGUAAUCCUGUUCCAACAUGCACACGCGUACAAUGUAUUUCCUUGCCGAUCCUUACAAACGGAGAGCUUAGUCCAGCAGGACCGUACAGCUACCAGGACGUGGUAAACUUUACCUGUGACACGGGAUACGAACUGAACGGUACUGCUGACACGAUGUGCCAAGCUAACAGAACAUGGAGUAAUCCUGUUCCAACAUGCACACGCGUACAAUGUAUUUCAUUGUCGACCCUUACAAACGGAGAGGUGAGUCCUGCCGGACCGAACAGCUUUCAGGACGUGGUAAACUUUACCUGCGACACGGGAUACGAACUGAACGGUACUGCUGACACGAUGUGCCAAGCUAACAGAACAUGGAGUAAUCCUGUUCCAACAUGCACACGCGUACAAUGUAUUUCCUUGCCGACCCUUACAAACGGAGAGGUGAGUCCUGCCGGACCGUACAGCUACCAGGACGUGGUAAACUUUACCUGUGACACGGGAUACGAACUGAACGGUACUGCUGACACGAUGUGCCAAGCUAACAGAACAUGGAGUAACCCUGUUCCAACAUGCACACGCGUACAAUGUAUUUCCUUGCCGACCCUUACAAACGGAGAGGUGAGUCCUGCCGGACCGUACAGCUACCAGGACGUGGUAAACUUUACCUGUGACACGGGAUACGAACUGAACGGUACUGCUGACACGAUGUGCCAAGCUAACAGAACAUGGAGUAAUCCGGUUCCAACAUGCACACGCGUACAAUGUAUUUCUUUGCCGGCCCCUACAAACGGAGAGCUUAGUCCUGUCGGACCGUACAGAUAUCAGGACGUGGUCACCUUUACCUGUGACACGGGAUACGAACUGAACGGCACUUCUGACACGAUGUGCCAAGCUGACGAAACAUGGAGUAAUCCUGUUCCAACAUGCACAAGUAAAAUCAUUUGGACACUAAUGUGUUGUUUGAACCGCCUAAGCUAUUUUAAUAAUGAUAUGUAA